UCUCUUUAGGUUCCGCUGCGGCCGGCUUUUUCGUCCGCUGUAGCUGGUUCCGCCGCGCUCCAGGAGUUUUGUUCUGACAGAAAGAAAGCUGCUGCUUCAUAUGCUUGAAGAAUGGCACUCCCCAUCAUUGUGAAGUGGGGUGGGCAGGAGUACUCAGUGACCACACUCUCAGAAGACGAUACUGUGCUGGAUCUCAAGCAGUUCCUCAAGACCCUUACGGGAGUACUCCCAGAGCGCCAGAAAUUACUAGGGCUCAAAGUUAAAGGCAAACCUGCAGAAAAUGAUGUUAAGCUUGGAGCUCUCAAACUGAAACCAAAUACUAAAAUCAUGAUGAUGGGAACUCGUGAGGAGAGUUUGGAAGAUGUCUUAUGUCCUCCCCCUGACAAUGAUGAUGUCAUCAAUGAUUUUGACAUUGAGGAUGAAGUAGUUGAAGUAGAAAAUAGGGAAGAAAAUCUGUUGAAGAUCUCUCGCAGGGUCAAGGAGUACAAAGUGGAAGUGCUGAACCCCCCCAGGGAAGGGAAGAAGCUUCUGGUGCUGGAUGUUGACUAUACACUAUUUGAUCAUAGGUCUUGUGCAGAGACUGGGGUAGAGUUAAUGAGACCAUAUCUUCAUGAAUUUCUAACAUCUGCAUAUGAAGAUUAUGACAUUGUUAUUUGGUCUGCAACAAAUAUGAAGUGGAUUGAAGCUAAAAUGAAAGAACUGGGAGUGAGUACAAAUGCCAACUAUAAGAUUACCUUCAUGCUGGACAGCGCCGCCAUGAUCACUGUGCACACACCACGGAGAGGGCUCAUUGAUGUGAAGCCUCUUGGUGUCAUUUGGGGAAAGUUUUCUGAAUUCUACAGCAAAAAAAACACCAUUAUGUUUGAUGACAUAGGAAGAAAUUUUCUAAUGAAUCCACAAAAUGGACUGAAGAUAAGGCCUUUCAUGAAAGCUCACCUAAACCGUGAUAAAGACAAGGAACUGGUGAAACUCACUCAGUACCUCAAGGAGAUAGCCAAGCUUGAUGACUUCCUGGAGCUGAAUCACAAGUACUGGGAAAGGUAUCUAUCAAAGAAGCAAGGACAGUAGUUACCAGUUACACUCAGAGGUGAAGAUUCUUGAGAUCCGUGGACCUUUGUUUCUUUGCUAGGCAUCACCAUGAUUGUGCUGGACACUGAAGCAGAUGCCAGGCUGCCUAGCUGUGCUCUUCCAAUGCUUUGUACAUUUAAUUUUGUAUUUUUUUUUGAAGAUCAUAACAAAGUGCUUAAAAAAAAAAAAAAAAACCAAAACAAAAAGUUCUCUUCCCUCUGUGUUAAUUUACUCUUGAAGAAAUGUUCUCUGGCAUUAAUUAUUGAGGUGUCUCCCAAACCCUUUAAAAAUGCAAAAAAGAAAGGAAAAUGAAAAAUGGAGAAAAAUAUAUCUACAAGUGUCAUCUUGUGACCGUGGAAAUAAGUUUUGUCUUAUGUUUUUAUGCUUUUGUCUCCUCGUAUAAUCAGCUGCCUGAGUCUGAGACCAAAUCUCUCGUCAAACUAGUUAGUGCUUUCCCCCUUAAAACCAAAAGCAAAACCAAAAAACCCAGACCAGCCUUUAAGUACUGACCUGGUUUGUUAUGCUGAAAACUCCCAAGAGUUGUCCUUCCUCGUCACAGUUUCUCUUACUGCAGUCUACCAGGAAGAUCUUGAAGCUGGAGUUGUGUCAGUGUUCUUUAAGAAUUAAGGACAUCUGCAUGAUAAGGCUAUGCCCUAGAUGACAGGGUAACAAGCAGACUGAAAUAGCACUGCAGGACAAGAAUAUGUUUCCUUUUGGUGGCUAAGUAGAAGCAUUUCUGCCUAAAACUAGUCAUGAGCACAGCUUGCCACAGUAGUAAAAAGGCACCAUCACCAACUCCACUCUCAGAAGCAUGGAUAGCAUUUCUGCCUACUCCAGUUGGGUGUCAUUGUAACUGCUAACACCAUUGCAGCAAACAUCUAGCCAUAAGAUUAAAAAUACCUGUUACUUGCAAUGCUUAAGCCUGCAAAUAUGUAAUGUGACUAUUGUUUUAUGUUGACAGUAUUGCUUUAUACAGUUCUUGUAUUGAAGGGAAUUGCUCCUUUUAAAUGAACAUGGUGUACAUUGUUCUUAUGGGACUAUUUCAGUGGUGUAAAUAAUAAAUAUCUUUUCUUAAAAACA
Molecule: messenger RNA, 2148 nt
Organism: Arvicanthis niloticus (Nile rat)
Lineage: Eukaryota; Metazoa; Chordata; Mammalia; Rodentia; Muridae
Gene: Ublcp1
Product: ubiquitin like domain containing CTD phosphatase 1
Biological process (GO): regulation of proteasome assembly; protein dephosphorylation
Cellular component (GO): nucleus
Molecular function (GO): protein serine/threonine phosphatase activity; protein binding
Source: RefSeq, a predicted model, not a curated record